This is a messenger RNA of Andrographis paniculata, 2563 nucleotides long. Its product is annotated as dammarenediol II synthase-like. Gene Ontology annotation, molecular function: beta-amyrin synthase activity. The record is from RefSeq and is a predicted model, not a curated record. Bases 100 to 2376 code for a protein of 758 amino acids. Gene Ontology annotation, biological process: triterpenoid biosynthetic process. Lineage: Eukaryota; Viridiplantae; Streptophyta; Magnoliopsida; Lamiales; Acanthaceae. The transcript is spliced from 18 exons. Gene Ontology annotation, cellular component: lipid droplet.
AUCCUUACAUUACAUUCUGAGGUUAAUUUCCUAUUUGUGUAUUCAGCUGGUAGCUAACGGUUUUAGUACUUGCAGAAGAGACAGCGUAGUAGAUACAUCAUGUGGAGGCUCAAGAUUGCAGAAGGGAAUGGCCCGUAUCUGUACAGCACCAACAACUUUGUAGGCAGACAGAUAUGGGAGUUCGAUCCCAAUGGAGGAACCCCGGAAGAAGUUCGAGCUUUCCAGAAGGCGCGCGAAGAGUUCGCUGAGAAUCGGAAGAAGGGAUUUCAUUCUUGUGGGGAUCUCUUCAUGAGAGCGCAGCUUAAGAAGGAAAGCGGAAUUGAUUUGCUGGGGAUUCCGCCGGUCAGAGUUGGAGAAAACGACGUCGUGACGUACGAAACGGCGACGAUUGCUGUGAAGAAAGCUCUGCGGCUGAAUCGGGCGGUGCAGGCGAGCGACGGACACUGGCCGGCGGAAAAUGCAGGGCCGAUGUUUUUCACUCCUCCACUUAUAAUCGCAUUGUAUAUAAGCGGAGCAAUCAACACAAUUUUGACGUCUGAACACCGGAAGGAGAUGAUCCGCUAUAUCUACAAUCAUCAGAAUGAGGAUGGCGGAUGGGGAUUUUACAUCGAAGGGCACAGCACGAUGAUAGGCUCAGCACUCAGCUAUGUGGCGCUGCGGUUACUCGGAGAAGGUCCUGACGACGGGACCGGCGCCGUCGAAAGAGCUCGCCGGUGGAUUCUUGAUCACGGCGGCGCUACGGGAAUUCCGUCGUGGGGGAAGACGUAUCUCUCGGUGCUUGGAGUGUAUGAUUGGGAUGGCUGCAAUCCUCUUCCACCGGAAUUCUGGUUAUUCCCUUCAAUUUUCCCUUAUCACCCUGCAAAAAUGUGGUGUUAUUGCCGCACAACGUACAUGCCGAUGUCAUAUCUUUACGGAAGAAAGUACCAUGGGCCGAUUACAGAUUUAGUGUUAUCACUGAGGCAAGAAAUUCACAUAGAGCUCUACGAUCGGAUCGAUUGGAACAAGGCGCGGCAUGAUUGUUGUAAGGAUGAUGUUUACUACCCACACACCUUUGUACAAGAUCUGCUUUGGGAUACUCUCAACUACUGCUCGGAGCCCCUGAUGAGGCGAUGGCCUUUCAACAAGAUCAGGCAAAGGGCCCUCGACAAGGCAAUAAAAUAUAUGCGGUAUGGAGGAGAGGAGACCAGAUAUAUAACCAUUGGAUGUGUAGAAAAAAGUUUACAAAUGAUGUGUUGGUGGGCUCAUGAUCCUAAUAGUGAUGAGUUUAAGCAUCACCUAGCCAGGGUGCCUGAUUACUUGUGGCUUGCCGAAGAUGGCAUGAAGAUGCAGAGCUUUGGAAGUCAAGUAUGGGACAGCACUCUUGCCACUCAGUCAUUAAUUUCGACAGGAAUGGUUGAGGAAUACGGAGAUUCUCUUGAGAAGGCGCACUUCUACCUAAAAGAAUCUCAGAUAAAAGAAAAUCCAAAGCCAGACUUCAAAAGCAUGUAUCGUCACUUUACUAAAGGAGGGUGGACCUUCUCUGACCAAGAUCAGGGGUGGGUUGUAUCAGACUGCACUGCCGAAGCGCUUAAGUGCCUACUUUUACUCUCACAAAUGCCAAAUGAAAUCGUGGGAGAGAAGCCUGAUGUUGAACGUCUUUAUGAAGCUGUGAACGUGCUCCUUUAUUUACAAAGUCCGACAAGUGGCGGAUUUGCUGUCUGGGAACCCCCAAUUCCGCAGCCAUAUCUACAGGUUUUGAAUCCCUCGGAACUCUUUGCAGACAUAGUGGUGGAGCAAGAGCAUGUCGAAUGCACCGCUUCAAUUGUACAAGCUCUUCUAGCAUUCAAACGCCUCCAUCCAGGUCACCGCGGAAAAGAAAUAGAAGUUUCCGUGGCAAAGGCAUUAAAGUUUCUCGAAGAGAAGCAAUGGCCAGAUGGUUCAUGGUAUGGCUAUUGGGGAAUUUGUUUCAUUUACGCCACGUUCUUUGUGCUGGGAGGAUUAGCUGCUGCAGGGAAAACAUAUGAAAAUAGCCAAGCUGUCCGUAAAGGUGUCAACUUCAUCUUGUCAACACAGAACGAAGAAGGUGGAUGGGGAGAAAGCCUCGAGUCUUGUCCUAGCAUGAAAUAUACACCAUUGGAAGGAAACCGCACAAAUUUGGUACAAACAUCAUGGGCGAUGCUCGGACUUAUAUAUGGUGGACAAGCGGAGAGGGAUCCCACACCCCUACAUAAAGCAGCAAAGUUGCUAAUAAAAGCGCAAAUGGAUGAUGGAGACUUCCCCCAACAGGAAAUAACUGGAGUGUACAUGAAGAACUGCAUGCUGCAUUAUGCGCAAUAUCGAAAUAUUUUCCCCCUAUGGGCAUUGGGAGAGUAUCGCAAACGCAUUUGGCCUUCCUAGCGCCUCUAGAAACUACACACACACACAUAUAUAUAUAUAUAUAUAUAGAUAGUUCCAUGGAAUCUUAAACUUCUUCAUACCAUUACCAAGGUUGUUGUAUUGUAGCAUCCAUGUUGUAGUUUAAUAUUAAACAAAAUGACAAGUGUGCAUUUCAUAUUUACAUGAUAGGUAAAAAUUAUGAUGAGUA